Erythranthe guttata (spotted monkey flower) is the source of this 997-nucleotide messenger RNA. The record is from RefSeq and is a predicted model, not a curated record. NCBI's taxonomy places the organism in Eukaryota, Viridiplantae, Streptophyta, Magnoliopsida, Lamiales, Phrymaceae.
UCUUAAUUCGUUUUUCAGUUGCGAAGAUAUCCUCUCUCCCCACUCUCUAAUCAACGGAUUAAUUUCUUUACCGUAUCAGAAAGGCAUUCUUUUAAUCAAGUAAAAAUGGAUGGCGAUAAUCGGCGGCGUGCUGCCCAAGGACAGGCUCAGAUUCCAGGCCAGGUUAUGGGCGGCGUGGCGGCGGCGGCUGCGGGCACGGAAGCCAGUGAUUGGAAGAAUCAUCUACAAGCAGGUUCUAGACAAAAGAUUGUAAACAAGAUAACGGAGACUUUGAAGAGGCAUCUUCCUUUCUCUGGACAAGAGGGACUGCAGCAACUUAAAAAAAUCGCUGUCAGGUUCGAGGAAAGGGUUUAUACAGAAGCAACAAGUCAGUCAGAUUACUUGAGGAAGAUAAGUUUGAAAAUGCUGACAAUGGAGAUAAAACCCAUGAAUUCUACGGCAAAUUCUCGUCAGUCGUCUAAUGCUCCAAUAAAUAGCAAAAAACCCCAAGAACCAGCAUCUCAAACCCAAAUGCGAAAUCACGUUCAGCAACUACCAACUACAAUGGUUUCAAAUCAAUCUCAAAUGCAUAUGCAUGAAGUUGUUACCAAGUUGCAACAAGAUAUAUCCUUGAAGGAAUCAAAGAUCGAGGAGCUUAAAUCGAAGAAUGCUUCACUUGAGAUUCGGGUGUCGGAUUUGCAGGCUCGUGCUGAAAACGAUGAAGAAAGGUAUAAGGAGAUGACUCAUUUGAUGUCGGAGCUGCAGAAAACGGUGGAGGAACUGCACAAGACGGUAAAAGAACUGCAGAAGAAUGCUUAGUGCAAAUAUCUUUUUUCGUUUGUUUUUUUGUUUUUGCACCGUGACCUAGUUAAUGCUCGCUUUUGUUACUUUGUUAUGCUGUACUGGCAUAUGAAUUGAAUUACUCGUGCUUGCACAGUUUGUCCUUUCUCGCCAUCGACUAUACAUACUCUAAGGUAUUCCAGGAUUGAGGAAAAAAAAAACUUAUGUUUUCAAUUCA